AUGGCCUCCAAUAUACUCCUUGCACUGCUGGUCAGCGCAAGACUCUCCAGUUCCUACGCCCAAGAAGCCUCUUCUGCAUCCUAUCAACUCGUGAAGAACUACACUGGUGAAGGCUUCUUCGACAACUUCGAAUUCUUCUCUGGGCACGACCCUACCAACGGGUUUGUCCAAUACGUGGAUCUGGAUACGGCCAACCAGACCGGACUCGCCGGGUUUGCGUCUAGCAGCGCCUUCAACAAUGCCGUCUACCUCGGCGUCGACUGGUGGUCACUGAAUGUCACACCCGCCGGUCGCCCCUCUACACGCGUCGAGAGUGUAGACACCUUCAAUCACUCCCUAUGGAUCGCCGACAUCAAACAUAUGCCAGGAGGUAUCUGUGGGAGCUGGCCUGCGUUCUGGCUGCUUGGAUCAGGUGCACCUUGGCCACAGGCUGGAGAAAUCGACAUCAUGGAGGGGAUCAACACACAGAGCGUCAAUAAGAUGGUCCUACACGCCGACACCGGUGUUAGUGUCUUCAAUGUCACAGGCCAGCAACACUCCAACAACACUCAAAUGCGAGGCACCAUGACCAGUCUCGACUGUAGCUUGGACACGGCCGGAAAUUCUGGCUGCGUUGCCGAAGGCUCAUGGAAGGAUUUUGGCACCGACUACAACGCAGCCGGAGGCAGUGUCAUUGCGACCGAGUUCAACAGUGAUGGGAUCAAGAUCUGGAACUUCCAGCGCGACAGUGUCCCUGAAGAUAUCGCAUCAGGAAUGCCCAGUCCGCAGAAUUUCUCAGGCAGCUGGGGUCCACCAGAUGCCAUGUUUGUGAACAGUGGCAACAAGACGACGUUCGACGACCAUUUCUUCAAUCUCAAGAUCAUAUUCAAUACUGCCCUGUGCGGCGACUGGAUCGAGAGGACCUGGAAUAGUUCUGAGUGUGCCUCCUUGGCCCCGACAUGUCGGGAUUAUGUUGCCAACAACCCGCAAGUUUUCAAGGAUGCCUACUGGGCGAUCGGUGGUGUCCAAGUAUAUCAGCAACCGAACUCGACAUGUAUGGACAUCUCUGCACCUGUUCCGAGCAUUGAAAGCACCACAACUGCUGGUAGCUCAAGGCACGCAAGACAUCGUCGGCAUGCUCAUACUCGGAGAAUCGGCACUCUCUGA
Capronia coronata CBS 617.96 is the source of this 1146-nucleotide messenger RNA. RefSeq lists its product as uncharacterized. Bases 1 to 1146 code for a protein of 381 amino acids. The record is from RefSeq and is a predicted model, not a curated record. Gene Ontology annotation, molecular function: hydrolase activity, hydrolyzing O-glycosyl compounds. Gene Ontology annotation, biological process: glucan catabolic process. The transcript has a single exon. Lineage: Eukaryota; Fungi; Ascomycota; Eurotiomycetes; Chaetothyriales; Herpotrichiellaceae.